AAAUUAUUACAAUACCUCAGAUUAAAAAAACACACAAGAUGGUAGAAUGGCACCAGAUUCUUUUAAUUAUAAAAUAAUAACCUCCGCGGCUCUAUCAUAGGAGAGAGUGAAACUAGCGUAUUACGACAAAAUCACCGUUUGCCGAUACCAUACAAAUGAAUGGGGAAAAUCGAAAACUGACGCCUACUUGUCGCAAAAUUGUCCGUGACUUCUCUUCGAAAAACAGCAAUUUUACCUUAGUAAACUCCACAGAUAUUCAAAAGGGAUUGUUUAGUGAUUACUGAUGAAGGAUUUGUAAAACUCGUUUUUUAGAGAUUGCAGGGGCGCGUUUCAACUUAGCAAACAUUUGAGAUGAUAUAUUUAAAAGAUGUUACUUUUUGGAGUGCACAUCUUUUCAGAAAGAUAAAAAUGUCGCGUGAUAAUAUUUGAACGCUGCUCAAGGAAGGAUUUGGCUUUCUGAUCUGCUGAGCGCCUCUUGAUUACAAUAAUCUUGUAUGAUCUGACUGCAUUUAUCCUCGUGGUGUAAGGAACGGAGGCGCAUCAUGUCACACCAUGCUCUACUUUCUGCGGGCUGUACGGCGUGGCGGUCACUGUCUUGCCCGCGGUCAGAGCUUCGGCUGGACUUCACACUGGGAUGUGGACAGACCUUCCGAUGGCGUGAGACUUCAGAUGGACACUGGACAGGAGUGAUGCGGGGGAGAGUGUGGACACUGACUCAAACAGAGGAUAUGUUAUGGUACUAUGUGUACAGUCAUCAGGGAGACCAAGAAGCAGAACAUGGACGCAAACGUAAGGUAGAAGGGGAGCUGCAGUUAUCAGGGAAGAGAUCGAAAGGAAUAAUUGAAAUAAAGCAGGAAGAGGCAGGAUCGUGCACAGUGAUGCCAGAGCUUGACAACAAAGAUGAGGAACUUCUGAAGGACUUUUUCCAGUUGGGUGUUAAAUUAGGGGACCUCUAUAGGGACUGGAGCGCAGCGGACCCCCACUUUAAACAUACAGCUAAUAUCUUCAGAGGAGUGCGUAUGUUACGUCAAGACCCUGUGGAGUGUCUCUUCUCAUUCAUCUGUAGCUCUAAUAAUCACAUCUCGCGGAUUCAGGGCAUGAUCGACAGACUGUGUCAGACACUGGGGACCCCCCUCUGCAAGCUUGAUGAUGUGGCUUAUCAUGAUUUCCCCUCUUUACACGUUCUAUCAGACACUACUGUAGAGAUGCGUUUGCGUGAUUUAGGUUUCGGCUACCGUGCAAGUUUCCUGCAGCAGAGCGCUCAAAUCAUUGUAAACUCUCACGGACCUGACUGGUUCCAGUCGCUCCGCAGCGCCCCCUACCUGCAUGCCAGAGAUACACUCAGAGCACUACCUGGAGUUGGUCUUAAGGUGGCCGACUGUGUAUGUUUGAUGUCACUGGACAAGUCUGAGGCUGUUCCUGUGGAUACACACGUGUGGCAGAUCGCCAAGCGUGACUACAGCUGUGCUGCCGGUAGCAGCCAAAAAACCCUGACAGAUAAAGUCUACAAAGAUAUCGGUGAUUUCUUCAGAAAACUCUGGGGACCUUACGCUGGCUGGGCUCAUUCUGUACUGUUCUGUGCUGAUCUAAAGAGAUUUCAGAAGCUGAAAGGGCAUUCCUUUACUGAAAGUCGAGAAGAGGUGAAGAACAAGAUAAAAAUAAAAAAGGAAAAAGAUGACAGAAUGAAGAAAAACAGGAAAAGAGGGAAAACAGCAAGCAUCAGAGAACAUAACUCUGGCUUUGAUAAUGUCCAUCACUAAACCACUCACACUUCAGCCAGAUACACAAUAAAACUGUAAAAGAUAAUUUGUGUUGUUUUCCAGUAGAAAAAUCUAAUCAUCUGUAAACAAAAUAUAUUUACAAGUAAAUGAUAAAACAUGAUGCAACAAAAAUUGAUUGAGAAAAUUGUUUGUAGUGUGUGCUCUUUUUUUUUUUUUUUUUUUUUAUAUAUAAAUUGUGGAUGAAUUUGUUGAAUAUAAAUCAGAAUUUGAAAUGUUUCCAUUUUUCAGUAAUUUUAAAGAAAAGAAUAUUGUGCGCGUGUGUGCGUGCAUGCAUACAUAUACAGUAUGUGCUCAAAUGUGUAUCUUGAACAGUGUUUAUCACUAAAAAGCUCUUUUUUUUAAUGUUUAGCAUUUGAGAAAUGUAUUGAAUUAAAAUUUUUUUGCAAUCUUUGCAGAACCAUAUUUCAUAUUGUAAGUACAAUUUUAAUCAAUGGUAUAUUGUAUAAUUUCCCUAUUAAAGGAAUGGUUCACCCAAAAAAAAAAAAAA
Messenger RNA from Myxocyprinus asiaticus (Chinese sucker), 2268 nucleotides. RefSeq names its product 8-oxoguanine DNA glycosylase (gene ogg1). Lineage: Eukaryota; Metazoa; Chordata; Actinopteri; Cypriniformes; Catostomidae. Gene Ontology annotation, cellular component: nucleus. Gene Ontology annotation, molecular function: 8-oxo-7,8-dihydroguanine DNA N-glycosylase activity; damaged DNA binding. The record is from RefSeq and is a predicted model, not a curated record. Gene Ontology annotation, biological process: nucleotide-excision repair; base-excision repair, AP site formation; base-excision repair.